UCACUUACCCUCGGCCUCACUUAUAAUCUGUCCCACCAAACAGAGGGGAUUCUGAUCCAAAGUCAUUUGUUGCCAUACCAUGGCAGGAGACUGUCAUUCCUCUAUCGGCGUUUUUCCACCCCCCGUCAGAUUUGGAAUAUGACUGCAAAGCUCGCUGCACACUUUCCCUCCCAUCUUCCUAGGGGAUUACCGCAGGAAUAGUGUGUCUGUGGGCUUGUGACUGUGUCUGCUUCUGAUGGUUUCAAGUGGAGCAGCGCGAGCGGAUCACCAUGAGAGGGGGUCACCACCAGCGAGGCUGUGGGUGUCAGCAUCUGUUCAGGAAACUUGUCAGUAAAUGCGGCUGCUGCUUAGUCAGAAGUAGAGCUGAGUCGUACUCCGUGGCGGGCAGUGAAGGCAGCAUCGCUCCGUCUGUGGGAUCCCUGCCCCACCAGGCCUCAGGCAGCACCAGCCCCUGCUCCCACUCCUCGUCCGGAGCAUCCCGGCACCCCGUCAGCGCCCUGAAAAAAUGGCUCACCAAUCCGGUCCGGAAGCUGAGCUCCGAUCCCAGAGGUGGAACGGGGAAAGCCGAGAAGCCGACGUUCAAGGCGGAGGGAAAGCAGAAGCCUUUCUCACUCGGUGAGGCUCGGCAGAGUUCACUGGAAGUGCACAAUAACUACACCAUCCUGUCGUCUGAAAACACGGAGUGGAAAAGUCCCACAGCUGUGUCCCCUUCCCUGCCGUCUCGAGAGAGCUACUUAUGUGAUCUUCUGGAUGACUCACAGAGCCCAAGUCAAACAUCCGACGUGAACGCUCAGCAGGUGGAGGACGGCUGUGCUGAGGCUGAAGACUCGUCCUCUGCUGUAGUGGACAGCGAAGAAGAGAAAAGGCUCGCCCUGGAGAAGAGCUUAUAUGUGUUGAUGGAGCUGAUAGAGACAGAAAGGCUAUAUGUGGAAGAUCUUGGACUGAUAGUUCAGGGCUACAUGACCAUGAUGGCCAAUCAGGGUGUUCCAGAGGACAUGCGAGGCAAGGACAGGAUUGUGUUCGGAAACAUCCACCAGAUCUACGACUGGCACAAGGACUACUUCCUGGGAGAGCUUGAGAAAUGUGUCAGCGAUCCAGACAGCCUGGCCCAACUCUUUAUUAAACAUGAGCGGCGUCUUCACAUGUACGUGGUUUACUGCCAAAACAAACCCAAGUCGGAACAUAUUGUCUCCGAGUACAUCGAGACCUACUUUGAGGAUCUCCGGCAGCAGCUGGGACACAGGCUGCAGCUCAAUGAUCUCCUCAUCAAACCCGUUCAGAGGAUCAUGAAGUAUCAGCUGCUGCUGAAGGACUUUUUGAAGUAUUACAGCAAAGCAGGAAGGGAUGUUGAGAAGCUUCAGAAAGCGGUGGAAGUGACGUGUUUUGUGCCAAAACGCUGUAACGAUAUGAUGAAUGUUGGAAGGCUGCAGGGUUUUGAGGGGAAGAUUACAGCUCAGGGGAAGCUGCUUCAGCAGGACACUUUCUCCGUCAGCGAGCAGGAAGCCAACCUCGUGUCCAGAGCGAGGGAGAGACGUGUCUUCCUAUUUGAGCAGCUGGUCAUCUUUAGUGAGCCCAUUGAGAAGAAAAAAGGCUUCCCUCUGCCGGGGUACACCUUUAAGAACAGCAUCAAGGUCAGCUGCCUGGGUGUGGAGAGGCCAUCGGAAGAGGAUCCAUGCUGCCUGGUCCUGACCUCCCGGGGGACGGACAGCAGUAUAACACGAUUCAUCAUGCGUGCCCCGUCUCCGGAAAUACAGCAAGCCUGGUACAACGAUGUGGUCCAGAUCCUAGAGACUCAGAGGAACUUCCUAAACGCCCUCCAGUCUCCUAUAGAGUACCAGCGCAGGGAAAACUCAACCAAUAGUUUGAGAAGCAGCAUGAAGUCUGCGGAUGUGCGACCGACUGACUCCUCAUCCCCCAUGGACAGGCGUCACCAGCCCUGCCUGCUGUUUUACAACAACUCCCUGCCCUCUCUGCACUCGCCACGACUCAGCUCUACGUCGCAGGUCUCUAACACGUCUGCUGUGACUCUUCGAGGGGCCCACCCGCCGUUUUCCUCCCACCAGCAGCUCAGCUUGUGCACAGAGGCGAAACACGACUGCAGCACCUUCAGCCACCCGUCGCCCUGCAGCCAUCACUGCUGUAAGGGUGUGAGCGCCAGUUUCCAGACCAUUGCGUUUUGUGAUGGAGCAGCCUACCCAGCUCAUCGUCCAACCAGCUUGGAUCAGCUAAAGGAGAGCGAGCAGCACUGAUCACCACCGAGGCAUGAACUCUUUUCACCCGUCUGGAGUCUGUAAGGACAGAUCUUUACACUUCUGCACGCUGGACAGCCCGCAAAGCCAGCCUGGAGUGGGUCUGAGACAAGAAACCGCGUUUGAGUCUGCCUGUCUGCAUAUGCCACAUGUAAACCUACACAGCUUAUCAACAUGCUGUCAGUGACUGCAAUUAUGAAAAUGUUGUUUGAUUUCAUUGCAGAGACUUUCAUGUUCUUUGCUGUUGUAUAUGUUUAAUUUUCUUCUCUCCUGUUUUUCACUGGGUAUUUUCAAAGACUUCAACUUGUCUCGAUCGGCCAUGUCUACUUUUAGUCUCUCUCAGAGCCGACCUAUAAAGUUCCUGUGCUGCAAUCCCAGCUCCGUGUCACAUAACCGUACCCUAAAGAGCUUCGAGUUACUGCAGCCCGUAGUUUCAGGCUCGGAUCAGAUCCACGUGUGCGUUACUGUACCUGCGGGUUAGAAAAUAUCGUGUUUUCUGUUCGAUGGACCGUCUUAAACCCUCGCAUUGUGAGUGUUAUCUGAAUUAAGCACAUUAUGUGUAAACAAAGAGGAAAAAGGGAACAAAGAUUAAACUGAGGUGUUCAUCUGUCACUGUCACUUUGAAAGUUUAUAAGUUGUGUGGCUUCAUAACAGUUUAUAACAGUAUGUUAUGUCCUGAUAAAAAAAGAAUAAAACAAAUGCCCUUUA
Molecule: messenger RNA, 2957 nt
Organism: Fundulus heteroclitus (mummichog)
Lineage: Eukaryota; Metazoa; Chordata; Actinopteri; Cyprinodontiformes; Fundulidae
Gene: arhgef25b
Product: Rho guanine nucleotide exchange factor (GEF) 25b
Exons: 16
Coding region: 270-2249 (659 amino acids)
Biological process (GO): axon guidance
Cellular component (GO): cytoplasm; plasma membrane
Molecular function (GO): guanyl-nucleotide exchange factor activity
Source: RefSeq, a predicted model, not a curated record